AUGAUCGUUGUAUUCACCGGUCGAACCUCCGAACAAAUCGUGACAAAUGAUAUUCAGAGAGAAGAGGACCAAGACCGCGACGAACAUAUGAUAAACUGUACGGAUGUGCGAAAGUUCAAAAAGUUCGGCUUAACAAACGAAUUCAUGACUACAAGAUCUCAUCGUGACCACACGGUGAAACAUAACUGUCAGUCAGCGGACGAAUCCCACGACUUUUGGGCGGCUACCACCGGUAUGCUCAUACGCCCUUUGUUGGCCGACGACCUGGUCACUACUGAUCGGCAAGUUCAUGCCAGACCCAAGGCAACCGUCGUCGAGACUGUUUACUUCAUUCGAUUCGUGUUCGUUUAUUCUAGCAUAUUUACGUCUGGGAUUGAAAUAACUUACGGUUUGCUAGUACUGCCAAAAUGGGGUAUUUUCAUUCUCUUACGGUACGAUGUGACCGACGUUGCCAACGAAACUGAUGGAACGACCAACCCAUUGCUCCAUCGAAUCGAGCGGAUUAUCGGUACGGUUACAGAUUGUUGGUCUAUUCGCGGAUUCGCGCAGUUGGAUUGCAAACGUUUCACCACCAAUCGAGGAGACAUCGUCAGUGCUGGGUUAAGUGAUGAUGUCACCUCGAUUGGUGAUGAAACGUUGGCAAUCCAAAUACGAAGUUCGACUACUACUCGAACGCUGAGUGAGGAAAACUUGACGCACAAGCUCCAUCCAACCACCCCCUUUGAAUCUAUGUCCAGAAAAUCGCCUAUUUCUAACUGCAUGAUUAAAAACUGGAGUCGGAACAUGAUAACUCACUCCGGUGGAAGCGCAGCGGUUUUCACACCACAUCCGCGGGUGCGCAAACCGUCAAAUGAGGUAGUUAACCCUGGUCGUGCGCACUGUCCGGAGUCCCGUUGGAGGAUUCAGGGCCGCCUUUCCGUUGGUCAAAUUAGAUCGCUUGGUUCCGAUGCCGCUCGUCGCUCAACGCUGAUUGGUUCACGAACAGCCAAGGUCGCCGUCCAAACGGCUUGCAUCGUGUCGCCCUGCCUGUGUCGAGACUUGUGGGCGCCCAUUUUACUGGGCUGCAAUCAGCUGGAGAGUAGGAAGAUAACCUCGCCAAUCCAGUGCUUUCAAAAGAUGGAACAGAAGCAAACUGGCGACGAAGUGAUGACCAGACAACAACAUAGGUGGCCCCAUAAUCCUGUCGUGCCCACUUUGAGCAUUUUAGUGUUUCGGCGUCAGUCGAUCGGUGAAUGUAAAUUCGAAGGUCGGCUUUUGAUGGGUUCUGUUCCCGGCUGUUCACCGACUAGGAUUGGAGGUAUGGUAGAAAUGAGUUAG
This is a messenger RNA of Opisthorchis viverrini, 1317 nucleotides long. RefSeq lists its product as hypothetical. The transcript has 5 exons. NCBI's taxonomy places the organism in Eukaryota, Metazoa, Platyhelminthes, Trematoda, Opisthorchiida, Opisthorchiidae. The record is from RefSeq and is a predicted model, not a curated record. The coding region runs from base 1 to 1317 and encodes 438 amino acids.